AUGUCAAAAAGCUUUCAAUCCAGUAUCCUAGUGACUGGUGGCACCAUCGGACUAGGGUAUCAGUGUGCAUUAGCAAUAGCCCGCGAAUGUCCAACUCACGAAGUCAUCAUCGCCUCACGAACCGACAACGGCGCCGCAGAGAGAAUCAAUAAGCAGCUUAACAGCUCUAAUAUCCGAUUCAUGAAACUUGACCUCUCAAGUCUCUCUCAAAUCCGUAAAUUUGUGACGAACUGGGAAUCGAAAAACCUCCUACCAAUCUCCUCGCUUGUCUUCAACGCCGCUCUCCAAUUUCCCGGUGCAGCAGAAUACACCGAGGAUGGGUUUGAAAAGACAUUCGGCAUCAACCAUGUAGGACAUGCACUUCUGUUCUCUCUCCUCAGACCCCAUCUUGCCGACACAGCUCGAGUCGUCAUCACGGGAAGCGGCACGCAUGAUCCCGCACAGAAGUCAGGCUUGCCUGAUGCUUUUUACCACACUGCGGAAGAACUCGCAUCUCCAACUUCGAAACACACGAGCAGCAAUGGUCGCCAGCAUUACACAAAUACCAAAUUGGCCAAUGUGCUUUACAUGUAUGCACUGCAUCGUCGGUUCUUGAAAAUAAAUGCGAAAACCGGAAAACAUUGGACUGUUACCACGAUGGAUCCUGGCUUGAUGCCUGGUACCGGACUUGCACGCGAAGCGAACGGAUUUGUAAAGUUCCUUUGGUUUCGAGUCUUGCCGCGUCUUAUUCCCCUUUUGCGACUGCUUAUUUCACCAAAUAUUCAUACGGCUCAGGAAUCGGGAGAGGCAUUGGCGAUAUUAGCUGUUGGGUCGGAUGUUGAAGGUGUAAGCGGUGCUUAUUUCGAGGGUAAGAAGAAGAUCGAGUCUAGUAAGGAUAGCUAUGAUGAGGAAAAGCAGGAAGAUUUAUGGAAUUGGACUGUUAAUGCGGUUGCUCGCGAUGAGGAGAAGGUGGACUUCAAGCUGGAUAAUUUUUAA
Penicillium angulare is the source of this 975-nucleotide messenger RNA. RefSeq lists its product as uncharacterized. The coding region runs from base 1 to 975 and encodes 324 amino acids. Lineage: Eukaryota; Fungi; Ascomycota; Eurotiomycetes; Eurotiales; Aspergillaceae. The transcript has a single exon. The record is from RefSeq and is a predicted model, not a curated record.